Molecule: messenger RNA, 3745 nt
Organism: Acanthaster planci (crown-of-thorns starfish)
Lineage: Eukaryota; Metazoa; Echinodermata; Asteroidea; Valvatida; Acanthasteridae
Source: RefSeq, a predicted model, not a curated record
GCUCACUUUGUUUGUUUUCCCGGACUUUGGGCAAUUCCUUUGAUGUGCCGACGGGCCUUUGGUGCCUUUAUCCAACCCACCGACAGUUGAACUCAUUAAUUUUGUCAUUUAUUAUUUUACCUUGCUGUGUCGCGCAUUACAUGCUCUCAGAUACUAAUUCCUCGUAGACUCACUGGACGUGUUUUUAAAGAGCUCAGUCGGAAGGCAAAGAGCAAUGUUUGACAUUAGAUGUUGAAGUUUUCACUGGAGAGGGCAAGCUUUCACAGUCGUGUUGGAUAUACUUAAAAUACUCGUAAAAAUCGUCCUCACAGCAUUGAACAUCGCACAAACUAUACGAGAACUUUCUUCGCAGCCCUACUCUCCGAAGCUUUCUUAUCACUACGGAACGAGUCAAAGUUCAAUUUUGUGUGUGAGUGGCAGAAUGCGCUGUGAUUUCUAGUCAAAACAAACUCGAGCUGGUAACUAAUUUUAUCCAAUGUGGAGAAGUGAGGAAGCAGCUAUGGAGUUUCUCAGAUGUUCUUUCCUGUCAUCAAUUUUAAUGGGAUUAGUACUAAUGAAACAGGGCCAAGCAUUAGUCGAUAACUCUUUCCGACUGUCUUCGUCGGAGUCGGCGGCAGCCACAACGAUACGGAUGACAACUUCAUUAUCGUCCGCUUCCCCAGUACUCCCGGACCCGCGUCUGUCCCACUGGGCUCGUGCCGCCAGCGACUUCCUCCGGAGUCUGGACUGCGCGGCCGUCACGUUCACGUCGCAGACGGAGUGCCAGCGGCUUCAGACGAUGGACACGAAGCAGAUGAGCGUCUACCUGGCCGGGCCCCGUAGCCGGCAGAGGAUGAUCGCCGUGCUGCCUGACGGCGGACUGAGCCGGGGACGAAGCCACGAUGCGGUGCUCGUGAUCGACCCCUACCCUGCGGCCUCCUUCGGACAUCUCGUCUUGGUGUUCUCGCUGGACUUAGAUUCGGAUUGGGAGGACUGCAGGAAUCGCCUUGGAUGGUACAUAGGUGAUGGGGAAUGCAUCCAUAUCCUGGAAAAGCGCCGUUGUCGCAACAAGCUACAUCGAAAGAGCGGAAGAAGGCGCUGCGAGGUCAACUUCCUCCCGUUAGUGCAUCUGGAAGGUGACAGCAAGAAAGAACAGCAGCUUCGGUGUUUUUCCAACACUGGAUCGUUUGGGUCGUGUCCCCAGUACCGCACAGAUGUUGGGAACUACACAAACCGAUGCGAGCUGUCCCACAACACGUACAGAUGCGAAAUACCAGUGCAGCAUGUCAACUCGAGGUGCAAGUACUACGAGAUAUGCGACCAGGCCGUGCUGAUAUCGGGAGGCUGGAAUAGGCAGAUAAGCCAACAGCGACACGCUCAGAACAUCCGGGGCAUGUACUCCAUGCUUCGAGAGCACGGGUUCAAAAGGCCGAACAUCAAGACAUUUUUUGCUGAUAGUGGCGAUAUCCUCCUGGAAGAGGACGAACAUAGCAACCGCAACUCCUACCCUGCAACUCAGAAGGACGCGAUUAGGAACCACAUCAGCACGUUGUGCAGGGUACCGAACUGUGUGGAAACCUUAGUCAUCUACCUCAACAGCCCCACAACAAACGACGGCACCAGUCUGCUGUGGGAUACUGACAACAAUGGAGUGGCCUCGGAUGCAGAAACUUACUCAACUAUGGAACUCCUGGAAGACCUGGAGGACUGCCGAGCCAAGCGAAUUUAUGUCAUUGCUGACCAGAGCUACUCCGGCUUAUUGGCCGAGUCGAUCAUUAUGUCCGAAAGCCAUGGCAACGUGGUGGUGUUCGCCAGUAGUGGAUCCACGGAGUACGCGUGGAACGAUGAGUUGACGUGGCAGUGGAUACAGGCCAACCACACCACGCAGUGCGUGGAUGUGAUAUUCGAGGACUAUAUGGACACCUUGUCGUCUGUACCGGCCAUGGCAGAGGGCGGUUUCAAUGCAGCGAACAGCACCAUCUUUGGCGCACCUUGCGAGACGCUACCGUUCUUCACUCCGCGCGAGAUUAAGACGAACUUCAUGGGAUGUCAAAAUCUUCCCAUGGCCUGGUGGCUGUUCAAGUUUCAAGAGUCAAGGAACUCCAAGUCGUAAAACGACCGACAUAGAGAGCCUGAAUUUGUAUGUUAUUUUGUCGAUACGGUGGACUUAAAACAUUCGGUAUGGAAAAUAUUUCAAUUAGCUGUGUAGUUUUCAAGUUGAACUAUGUUAAAGUUCCAGGUACAGGAUAAGCCUGGUACGUACGGUGCUUGUGCCUUCGAAGGAGAACAUAUAUUCAAAAUGGAACCGUUUCAUGGCUGGUUCUUAGUCCGCUGCCUUCUCAAUUAUCGGCUGUCAUACAAAUCUUUACAACAGUUUUCCGCAUGAGUGACACAAAUGCUAUACCAUUAAGAGGUCAGUUUUAGAUAAUAUCACAAUAGCCUACCGGCCGACCUUGUAGUUAGAAAUGGAGUCAACAUUUGAUGGGGUGUACUGCAUUGUGAAUUACGUCAAUUUCUGUGGUCGGCAACAAAUUCAUAAACCUGUUGUGACAGAUCAUCUGUUCAAUAUUCACAGCGUUUAACAUUGUUGUUGUAAACAUCUUGUAUUACGGUAAAUCCGUUUGUAACGAGUGUGCAUAGCUUAUAUAACAUUUACUGGCCCCACUUCCCUAUUUUUGACGUUGGAAUAUUCUCCAUACAGAACCACCUAGUUGUAAAUGAUUGUAUAUAAAGAAAUAGUAUUAUCAACUGUUUUGAUUGAUGCGACGAUACUUCUGCGCUAAUUCUCGUAGCACUUGAUUGUCAAGGAAUUGGUCAUGUGGAAAUAGGGAAACUAUUGUGGCAUCUUUGCUCUCUAGAUCAACUUCUAUUUCAGGAACAUGUAUAUUAGAUUGUACAAAACAGGUACAUGUACUUGAAAGCGAAGCAAGGUGAUAGUGUGCCUACUCAAGUUAUUUUUCGGGAGAAAAAUCGUUAAGAACAACUGUCAUUUUAGCAUAAUAUGUUUCAACUUAUUUAUUACAUGUACUUCUCUCGUGUAAACGGGUGAUUUACAACAUAUUUCUGCAGGACAAACAUCCAUACAGCGCAAUGUAAGUUUCUAAAGUCCGUCAUAGAAGAAGAUGCAGUGUGUUAAAUUUCCUUUGCAACGACGCAGCUUUUUUCUUUUUUUUUUCUCAUAUGCAGUUAAUGUUUUGCUGGUACAAGUUGUUCAUUGGCCUGGAAAACGAGGUUGAGAGGCUACUUUAAGUUUUUACGUUGCACAAACUGCUUGUAGUCCUAUCAUUUGAAAAAAUGUUGAGGAAGACCGCUGUCUUUUUUCAAAUUUGUUGUUCUCUCCUUCUUAAUAAUUUCUCCAGUACAGUUAUGGGGACACUUUUGUUUGUCUGCUGUUGUCAUUAAAUUUGCCUGAUUUUUGGGGGGGUUUGUUUUGUAUUGUUGGUCAUAUGCAUAGGCCUAUGGUUGGAUUUGUGAGCUGACUUCAUUCGCAAAUAUAAUCUCUCUUGAGAUGGAACAUCUUUGGACAAGAUAAUGUCUGGUAGUUUAAAAACGUAUUUAAGCAUGUUUUAUCUCCCUCGCACACUUGACUGCCCAUUGUACAUAUAGGAAGCAUAUUAUCCAUUGUACAUACAAAUAAGAUUAUCUAUUAUGCUUUGUCAUCUCUAUGUUAAUGUGCCUUUAAUGACUGUAUAUACUGUCGUGUGCUUUCGGUACAACCUAUGUAAACGGUGUAAGGCUGAAUUAAAAAAGUAAUUAUACACCCAUA